AUGUUCGAAAAGAAUCGGACGGACGGAAAAGGGGACUUCUUCAACGCUUUCUGGGCAUGGCACGACCUGGUAUCAUUCAUCAUCGCACUUCUUGUUUUCACGGCUUUCUGGUCCAUCACGACAUGGAUUCUGAUCAACCAAACAGUGUACAUUGAAGCGAUCGGAAUGUGUGCACUUCUCACGGAAGCGACGCUUGGAGUACCACAACUUCUUCGAAAUUUCCAGAGGAAGUCAACACAGGGAAUGAGUAUCCCAAUGGUUCUGGCUUGGUUGGCAGGAGACCUUGCAAAAACUGGAUACUUUGUAGCAACAGGCAGCCCACUUCAGUUUUGGAUUUGUGCCAUUCUUCAGAUUUCAAUUGACAUUUUCAUCCUGGGACAAGUAUUCGUGUAUAGGAAAAACACUGCGGCUGGGGAACUUCCCUACACAGCAAAUAAUCAGACGACGUCAAGUUCUCUAGAAGGAGCAACAAUUGAUUGA
Messenger RNA from Caenorhabditis briggsae, 480 nucleotides. The record is from RefSeq and is a predicted model, not a curated record. Gene Ontology annotation, cellular component: trans-Golgi network; endosome. Gene Ontology annotation, biological process: phospholipid translocation; retrograde transport, endosome to Golgi. Lineage: Eukaryota; Metazoa; Nematoda; Chromadorea; Rhabditida; Rhabditidae. The coding region runs from base 1 to 480 and encodes 159 amino acids. The transcript has 5 exons.